Ictalurus punctatus (channel catfish) is the source of this 4614-nucleotide messenger RNA. RefSeq names its product opioid receptor, delta 1a (gene oprd1a). Gene Ontology annotation, cellular component: neuron projection; membrane. NCBI's taxonomy places the organism in Eukaryota, Metazoa, Chordata, Actinopteri, Siluriformes, Ictaluridae. The coding region runs from base 8 to 883 and encodes 291 amino acids. The transcript has 2 exons. The record is from RefSeq and is a predicted model, not a curated record. Gene Ontology annotation, molecular function: G protein-coupled enkephalin receptor activity; neuropeptide binding. Gene Ontology annotation, biological process: neuropeptide signaling pathway; G protein-coupled opioid receptor signaling pathway.
UACCAAGAUGAAAACUGCCACAAAUAUCUACAUUUUCAAUCUGGCUUUGGCUGAUGCCUUGGCUACCAGCACACUUCCCUUCCAGAGUGCUAAAUACCUAAUGAACACCUGGCCUUUUGGUGAGCCCCUGUGCAAGCUUGUCAUAGCCAUUGACUACUACAACAUGUUCACUAGCAUCUUCACCCUGACCAUGAUGAGCGUUGAUCGUUACAUCGCUGUGUGCCACCCAGUCAGGGCACUCGAGUUCCGGACUCCCGUCAAGGCUAAGUUAAUCAACGUGUGCAUUUGGAUUCUCUCAUCUGCCAUUGGAGUGCCCAUAAUGGUCAUGGCAGUUACCAAGGUGACAGACCAAGGAAAAACGGUCUGUACUCUGAAGUUUCCUGAUCCUGAUUGGUACUGGGACACAGUCACAAAAAUCUGUGUCUUCAUCUUCGCUUUUGUAGUGCCAGUCCUCGUCAUCACAAUCUGCUAUGGGUUGAUGAUCCUUCGCCUGCGCAGUGUUCGGCUUCUUUCUGGUUCCAAGGAGAAGGACAGGAAUAUGCGUCGCAUCACUCGCAUGGUGCUAGUGGUGGUGGCGGCAUUUAUCAUCUGCUGGACACCCAUUCACAUCUUCAUUAUUAUCAAAACUCUGGUGGAGAUUGACCAGAGGAAUCCCUUUGUCAUCGCCAGCUGGCACCUGUGCAUUGCCCUUGGUUACACCAACAGCAGUCUCAACCCCAUUCUUUAUGCCUUCCUAGAUGAGAAUUUCAAGAGGUGUUUCCGGGAGUUCUGCCUACCAUUCCGUACCAGAAUGGAACAGAACACCCUUUCCAGAGGCAGGAAUACCAACCGGGAACCAGUAUCAGUUUGUACGCCAUCCCAGACAGGAAGGACUCCACUAUGACUAGGCCUGGAACGGAUCCCACCAGGAUCCCGCUCACGAUUCCAACAAGACCUGCAAUCGGAGGUCACCCAGAUUUCCACCACUGAAUUCUAGAAUUUAACAUUUUUCAAAGGAGGAAUGCCAAUUAAUUAGUAUAACAGAGUGAAACCAAUUUCUAAGUAAAUAUUUAUGAACAUUAUUGCAAUAGUCAUGAAUUAAAAGACUGUGUCUUCUGACUGUAUCCUCAUAGGCAGCGAAUGCAUGUCAGAAGAUAUGAGGUAAAUGGCUUCGAUCAGUUAUAGACAAGUCAAAUCAGUGGGUUGCCUAUGCCAUAAAACACAGAUCAAUUGAUUUUUUUUUUUUCUCGGCCAGGAAUGGACUUCUUCCUGAGGCCAACACAAAAAUCAACAUCUUGCUAUAUGAUGGAUUUUGCACCACUGACUGAAAAGUGAUUGAAUGAGAUAAAGAAUUUUAUUUUCAGACAAAAACCAUCAUACGCCACAUUUGAAUAAGGUUGCCUCAUUAGGAAAAUUGCUCUUUUUUUUGUACUUUUUGAUACAUGGCUACAGAUUCCAACAUUUAUGAGAACUAAAAAGAACUUUGAAUUUAUUUCAGAUUCUAAAACAAACCCUGGAGAUGUUUAUGCUCAAGAAACAAUGUCUCUGUUUCCUUGGAGCCCAAAGGAAUAGUCUGUGAUAUGAACAGAGACAGUAUAAUGUACUGUGACAAGAGCUUCAGACCAACAAAUUCACAAUGUGUCAUCAGAUAAUUUUUGUGAUGACAACACAUCAAUGUCCUGCAUUACCAGUCACUAAGACUUAGGUAAACCUGAAGAUAUCACAGCCUUAUUUUGACUUUUCAUUGUUUUUCAUUCUUUAGAACCAUCGCCUGGAACAUGUACAGCUGUACAGACUUGGUUACUAUACUAACUCAGACUGAAUCAGUAUAAUAUCGUGAAUAUUUCCAUUCAGAAGGUAAAAAUAAUCAAAUAAGGUAAUAAAAUGGAAUAUAGUCACAUGGUUGCAUGUAGAUCAUUAGUAUUAUCCACUAAGGGCUGGUGUGGCUGCAGAGUUUUUAGUUUCAACCAAACAAGCCAAACCAAUCCUGAUUCCACCCUUUUAAUCAGUUGAUCUUCGUCUUUAAUCAGCUGUCAUGUGGCUCUUACUUGGUUGAAAUGAAAACCUGCAGCCCUUUGCAGAUAAGAUUGGAUUCACCUAAUCAGUUCAAGUAACUACAAGCUCAGAGGAGAGCAUAUAGCAGUAAAUUUGUUUUGUUUAUGUCAUGAGAUGCAUAUAUGAAGACCAAACAAGGCUGAACUGGAAUUUUAAAGAAAUAUUAAUUAUGUCCAUGAAGUAUUUCAUUUAGAAAAUCUUGAAAAAAUUCAUCCAUUUACAACAUGGACUGUAUUAUAGAUGGAGCUGGAGAUUGAAAUGAAUAUUCAAAAAAAGACAUCAGCUUAAUCUUUUUUAAGAAUUCGUAUCAGAUUGCUAGGAAUGCCUUAUAUUGUUUUGAACAAAUUGCAUUAAGUAAAACAGAACCUCCAUGGGAGUGUAUAAAGUAACAUUUAUUUCAGUAGUGUUUUUAAAUAGUACAGUGUGCUUACAUAGAAAUAAAAGAACUUCCAUAUAUUGCAUAUUGUAUAUUACAUUUAUGGAACGCUUUAAGGGUAACAAUCAAAUCGUUGCUAAGUUGCUUAGUAUUAUACUCAGAGCAGUAGAUACCAGUCUCGCUGUGCUUCUACAGAAAUGUAUAUAAAGUGCCUAAAAAUCCAUAGUGCAAAAUAUAGCUUUUUUAGAUGGAUGUUGACAAUGUUAAAACUGUGCUUCUGUUACUGUUUAUUUUUGAAUUGUCAUUAUUCAUGAAAUAACAAGUUUUGAUAUCACAUGGCUUAAAGUUUCACUGGGUGAAUUACAAAAGUUUCGCAAUUAUUUGUUUACUUCUUGACCCCACCUUUCAUCCAUGUCUAUAUACAUAAUGCCUUGUCUGCCAGAAUCAAUGUUGAGCAGCAGAGGUCAUCCAUGUUAGGUUGCUAACUUUCCAUUAUCUCAUUCUAGUUAUCGAAGAUGGCUAUAAACAUGCAAAGUAAACAUGCACAGCAUGAUGAUUUGUUAUAAUUAAUUGAUAUUAACAUGCAUAAAAUAGCCUCUAAACAUCUGGUCAUGGCCAGAGGCCUGUUUUUUUUUAACAAUAUAUUUUGAUCAGAAAUUUGGAUUGUACAUCAUUGUAUCCUCUGGGCCCCCUUCCAGCUUGAGUCCAAGAAUGCUUUGGCAGGGCUCAAGCUCCAUCAUUAGCCAGUCUAGCUAACUAGUUUAUAAGCACUGUUUGUCUCAUUCUACUUGUCCAGUUAUGACAAGGUUAGAUAGGGUUAGAGUUAGCAUUAAAUUCCAAUAUGUUUGUGUUUGUGUGAGUGAAGGCUCUUUGAGGGCCUGUUUAUAACAAGACUGAAAGGAGGGCUGCAAAUACAAACAAGGAAUUAGCAGAAAUAAUAUAAGAGAAAUCCUGACAAUAUGCCUCUUUUCUUUCCUUCUUUGGCAUUUGUAUAAAUACUUACUUUUUCUGUCAUAAAUGUUAGAGCUGUGUAAAUCCAGUUUUCUGCAAAAGGGUUACUGUUUUUCUCUAGGUCCAUUCUUUGUUCCAUGCUCCUAUUUGCAUUUGCUUCUUUUUUACUACUGCAAAAUAGUUUUCCUGAAAAAUUGUGGAACUUAUAUUUGUGCCGCCUGAACAUGAGUUAUGUCGUCAAUAUUUUGCCAAAUUUGCUGUUGCUGGUUUCCUUCCAUUUAUAUAACAAGUCUGUGUGCAACAAACUGGGGACAUUGUUUUUUUUUAUUGUUGGUUUGUUUGUUUGUUUUUUCACUUUUUUUUCCCAAAACCGGCAGACAGUGUGACCCUAUAGUUGUAGACAGGGGGGUGUAUAUUUUCCUUACAAUUGUGGAUACAGUAUGUUUGAUCAGACGCCCUGGGUAAUUAAAGGUGGUGGCAGCUGGUUAAUUUUGGGUUGUGAGUAGUGUAAAGAGAAGCUCACAUUUCAUAUUACGUUAGCCAAGAUUUAUUACAGUAAUAAUAAUAAUAAUAAUAAUAAUAAUAAUAAUAAUAAUAAUGCCACUUUACUAAACCUAUUAUUAAGCAAAGAUUAAGCAUGCUAAAGAGCAAGGCUACACAUAAAGCACGCAUGUAAAAUAAUAAUGACCAGCACUGUUCACAUAACCACAUACAAGUGACAAAGACAAAAAAAGCAAAAAGACAUCUUAUCUUUAGAAAAGCUGCAGGCGAUGAAUGGAAGAAUUAAACGUUCUCAGAAUGUGGUCUUUCCAUUCAUUGUGAAAUUUCCAUUAUUGUUGAAUUAUCAAGCUACACGUUAAAUGUUUUAGACAAAGUUAGCUUUGCAAAGUUUGCUCUCACAACGACGCUCAACCAUUAUUUACGUCACUGUCGUUAUAGCAGCAUGCAUGUGUAUGUAAUUUUGCUGAUUGUGUCUGUGGGUCAUGAUGUUAAGUAUUUUUUGGUCAACUUAUUCUUCAAUCAUAAUCAGUAUUCAUGGUAAAACUAAAUUCAUUUACAAAAUUGUUUAAAAAAUAUUUAGUUAUUUAUGCUGGGUGCUGAGUCCCAGUAGCUGAAAUCAUGUUCGGUGGUGGGGUGGGGUGUUUACCAGAGAUGAGGGGGGCAGAGUGACCUUGGUGCCUGAGCCGGGCCUCCUGGGGCCCCCUUGUGGCGCCGAUGCUGACAGAGCCUAUUGUAAACGAGUUACAUCAAAA